This is a messenger RNA of Rubroshorea leprosula, 873 nucleotides long. The record is from the annotation of a GenBank genome assembly. Lineage: Eukaryota; Viridiplantae; Streptophyta; Magnoliopsida; Malvales; Dipterocarpaceae.
ACCUCAGAUGGGUUGGCUUGAUUUAGGGAUUUAGGGAUUUUCAGAUUUUCAUAAAGGGAAUAAGACAGGAGUUUUGGGGGUUGUUGAUAUGGAUUUUUGUGGGCCCUCAAACAAAAUUCAACAAAAAAAAAAAAAAAUUUAUUGCACUUAACUCUCAAAAAUCCCUCUGUUAGUGGGAGUUAUAAAUGGUGUUAGGGUUGUGUCAGGGGAGGGAGCUGUUAGCCUUUAGGGACAUAGCUCCUCAAGCUCCCACACAUAUUCUAAUUAUUCCCAAAGUAAAAGAUGGCUUGACUGGUCUGUCAAAGGCUGAGGAAAGGCACUUUGAGAUUCUUGGCCGCCUUCUUUACACUGCUAAGCUGGUAGCCAAACAGGAAGGACUGGAAGAUGGCUUCAGGGUUGUGAUUAAUGAUGGUCCACAAGGAUGUCAAUCUGUUUAUCACAUUCACGUCCACCUCCUUGGUGGCCGCCAGAUGAACUGGCCUCCAGGAUAAGAUGGUGUAAAUGUUGAUUUGGGCAGGCAAGACUUUCAUUGUAAUGAUAGUACGGUAGUAUUUGUUGUCUGCCCUGAUUGAUGAUUGUCUAAUCAUAAGUAAGCAGACUAGUUACUAGCUGCUUUCUAGUAAGAUGCUCUGGAUGUUCCAUGGCACCAUCUGCAGGGCUUGCCCCAUGCUGGGUAAGGCCAGUGACCCUUGUUAAGUAUGAAAAUAAUAUGCUGUGACUUAGCUAUGCCCUGUGUUCCUCAUUUUCUUCAAGUUUCCAAGUGAAGUGAUAUCAAUUUACUUUUUGAUGCUUUGAGCCAUCCUUUGAAUGUUUUUGGAAGCUUGUGAAAGAUUUUGAAGCGUUAGACUGCAGGAAUAAACAGUAAGAUGGGGU